This is a messenger RNA of Trifolium pratense (red clover), 2113 nucleotides long. RefSeq names its product replication factor A protein 1-like. The record is from RefSeq and is a predicted model, not a curated record. Gene Ontology annotation, biological process: DNA replication; DNA repair; DNA recombination. Gene Ontology annotation, molecular function: DNA binding. Bases 527 to 2113 code for a protein of 528 amino acids. Gene Ontology annotation, cellular component: nucleus. The transcript has 9 exons. Lineage: Eukaryota; Viridiplantae; Streptophyta; Magnoliopsida; Fabales; Fabaceae.
UAUACGUUUUUUUGCAACUGUAGAUUGAUAUUAGGUAUGCCACGUAGGAUUAUGUUUGGUGGGCCAAGGUGAUUAAGUUUUUAGUGUGUGUGAGUAGUAUUUGUAGGGUGUGUGAAUAGAAUACAAUAUAUUGCAUUUUAUUUUAUUUUAUUUUUUUUUAUUUUUUUUUCCUGGAAGAGGUUGCGUAGGUCUAGGUUGCAGUUUUAGGGUUGCCAGUGUGUAUUUUCGCUGAAUCUGGUCGUCUUCCGUGAAGUUGUUCGUGGUUCGUCGAGUAGGUUUGUUUGGGUUGGGUUUAUUUGGUGGAGGUGGAAUCGUCUUCUCGUCAGAAGGUUUAUCUGGGUAGGUUGAUUUGGGGGAGGAGGGAUUGGAUAUUAAGUUUUUCCCCCCAAAGAUGAAUUCGUGAUUUGAAUUUUGAAUUGUAGGGUAUUUUCCCUCCUAAUUGGAUUUUUGUUGCCUAUAAAUUGGUGAUUGUGGACAGUUGUUUCUUGUGUUCUGAUUACUAAAGGGUAUAGUUAAGACCGAAGAUAUGGUGUUUUGCGAAAACAAGAAGUUGGAUUGUAAGUUUGAAGAUGUUGCUGAUUUAUUACCUGGGAAAGAAAUUGGGGCUAUUAAGGUUAGGGUUCUUCGUCUGUGGAAAGUACCUGCUUUUAUGAAUCCAAUGGAGUUCAAUUCACUUGAGAUGGUUCUAUGUGAUGGGAAGGGGGGGAAAAUUCAUGCUUCUGUUAGGAAGCAACUUAUUAAUAUGUUUGAUUCGAAGUUGGAAGAGGGCGGAGUGUAUGAGAUAUCCUCUCUGUCUAUUUUUCCCGAGAGUGGUUUGUAUCGAACGACUCUUCAUCGAUACAAGCUUGGUUUUCAAAGUAAGACUGUAGUCAAACCUUCUCAGAGUUCUGAUAUAUCGCAAUAUGGUUUUAGCUUCACAAACAUUGAUGAGAUUUGUUCGUUUACUCAUGAUUAUGAGUUUCUGGUUGAUGUUGUUGGCGUUAUGACUGGGAUAUCUGCUGAGCGAGAGUAUAUAAGGGAUGGCAAGAUUACUAAGAUGGUUAACAUUGAGCUUACUGAUCACACUGGUAAGUGUGAAUGUGCUUUGUUUGGUGACUAUGUUGAUGAUUUAAAUAAGAAGAUGGGGAAAUUGACUUCUGGGUUGCCCAUUGUUGCUGUUCAAUUUGCAAAGGUGAAGAUGUUUAGAGACAAGGCAUCUAUUCAAAAUGUUUUACAUGCUACUAGGAUUUUUGUUAAUGCUGAUAUUCCAGAGCUCGAAUCAUUUAAGAGCAGUAUUGCGGUGCAUGGUAUUGAGAGCGAUACUAUUGUUCCAUUGAUUGGUAGUCAGCCAAGACCUUCUCUUGAAGAAGAAUUUCUUCAGAUGCAUCCCAAAAAAACGGUGGCUCAGUUGAAUGUUUUGGUUGAGGAUGGUGUUUUUGCUGUUUGUGGUGAAGUUGUUGGUGUAGUAGAUAGUCAGAAUUGGUGGUAUCCUGCGUGCAAAUGUCACAAAGCUGUAGUUCCUGAUUCAGGUUCUUACUUCUGUAGUUCUUGUGACAGACAUGUUUUCCAAGUUAUACCAAGGUUUAGGGUAAAGUUUGAAAUUGUGGAUGGUGAAUCAUCUUGCAUUGUAGUUGUGUUUGAUUCUGAAAUGAGCUAUAUUCUUGAAAAAUCAUGUGCAUUUUUUGUUGCUCAAUCAAAGGCUAGAAAUGGUGGACCACAUCCUAUUGAGUUUGAUGGUUUGAUUGGGAAGAAAAUGUUGUUUGCUGUUGCAGUGUCUGGUAAGCAGUCUUCUAUGGGUGAUGGUUCAUAUAGGGUAAGAAGAAUUUGUAUGGACCCUGUUAUUAUUGAGAAGUUCUGUUCUCAAGGAGGUUUUUGUACUCCAACAAAGGUGAUGUCUCCUGUUGUUGAUUUCGAAUCCGAAAGCUUGAGUGAUGAUAAUGUUGCUGAUGAUGAUUCUGAGGCUCUCCAAUUUGUUGACAAUCUUAUAGUUACUCCACCUACUUCAAGUGUUGACAUUGAUGAUGAAAGUGAUGGUCCGUUUGUUGUUAAGAGGAAUCUCUCCAAAGCAUUUGAUGGAGCUGCUAAGCCUAAGCGUAGUAUUCGUCUAAAAAAAGUCAAAAUUGAGAAGGAUUGA